UACAGAGGGCUCAGACUACAGAGAGAGCCUAAUCAACAAAAAUCUCUCUGUCUCUCUCUCUCUCUUUCAUUUGGCUUGUUCUUGUGGCGCCAUACCAGUACUCUUUACUCCCAACUCUUCUUCGUUGUUCACUCUUUAAUGCUUCUGAAUCUCAAAGUUUCUUGAUCUGGCCAUCUACUUUUUCCUGUUCAGAUCAUAGAUUUCCACCGUUAAAAGCUUCAUUUUUUUCUCUGUUUUCUCUCAACGAAUCUACUUACUGAGGAAAACCCCACUUGGGUCUUGUUAUUUUCUCAGUCCUAUAAUAAGAGUAAUGGGUUUCAUUCUGAAGAGGCACUAAGGUUUACUGCAUAAAAAAAAAAGAAAUUGUUUUUGUGCAUGAGUUAUUCUUUUGUGGAGUUUUAAGAUUAUGGGUAGAGGUAGAGGAAAGGGUAAGAGGUUGACUGUCAGCAAUCAUGAUGAUCCUGGAAGUGGCGAGGACGAAAAGAUACCUGCACAGAAGAGAAGGGGAAGACCUCAAAAGCCAUUGAAGGACGAGAUGGAUGAAGAAGAAGCUGAGAAAAUAGAAGAGGAUGACAGUGAGAGUGCAAAAGCUGUUAUAACAACCAAAGAGAUGAAAAGUCCCACUGCAGCAGAGAAUGGAAAGAAGAGGAAGCGAUAUACACAGGUAAAAGAGAAGUCGGAUUCGGUUAAGGAAGAAAAUGGUAAUGGAACAAGAUCAAGCACUGAUGACUCAACUAAAUCUAAUGGAUUUCGGCAUAACGGGAGCAGGCGAAAAAACAAGCCCCGUCGAGCUGCUGAAGCUGGAGUUGAGUGCAAGUGAGUGAGACUGUAGUAGUCACCUAUUGCAAUGGUUUCCUUUCCUACAUCCACAUUGUCAUAGAAACUGAGGCAUAGUAAACCUCUAGUUUCUAUCUUUUUUGUCUUGCAGGUUUUUUUGUUCCUACCUUUUUUGGUGAUCCCAUGUCAUUAAUUUCGUUCUUAUUUAAUUUGAAAUUUGGAAUUUAUUUUGCUGGUUGUAGUUUUUUUAAUGGUAUAUUGAUAUUUCAAUUGACUAGUUAUUUAUAUUGUAUAAUUAGCAAGACAUACUUGACCAGCUGCUGUUUGUUUA
Molecule: messenger RNA, 1108 nt
Organism: Humulus lupulus (European hop)
Lineage: Eukaryota; Viridiplantae; Streptophyta; Magnoliopsida; Rosales; Cannabaceae
Exons: 2
Coding region: 407-820 (137 amino acids)
Source: RefSeq, a predicted model, not a curated record